AUGCACUGCCGGCACAGAGAUGGAGGCCGUAACACUAACCAAAUGAAUGACCAAGCCCUCCACCGCCGCCUGCUCCUCUGGACCUGCCCGCAGGAAUGCGACUACACCUGCCAGCACAUCAUCACGGCGCAGCGGCAGGCGGCCGACCCGCCGCGGCCCGUGGUGCAGUUCCACGGGAAAUGGCCGUUCCGGCGCGUUUUGGGCAUGCAGGAGCCGCUCAGCGUGCUCUUCUCGCUGGGGAACCUCGGCGCGCACUACUACGGGCUCCACGCGUGCGUGCUGCCACACAUCCCCGCCCGGUACUCGCUGCGGCCCUUUUACGUCUUCCUCGCCCGCCUGGGCAUGGCGACGUGGCUGUUCAGCGCCGUUUUUCACACGCGCGACUUCCCCCUGACGGAGCAGCUCGACUACUUCGCCGCGGGCGCCUCGGUGCUCUAUGGGUUGUACUACACUGUUGUGCGUGUUUUUCGGCUUGAUCUCCGGGAUGGUGGUGGUGGUGGUGGUGGUCUCUGUGUUGCCCUGUAUCUUGCCCAUGUUGCCUACCUGAAGCUCUGGCGCUGGGACUACACGUACAACAUGGCGGCCAACGUGGCUUGCGGGGCCGUGUCGAACGUGCUCUGGACUUGGUUUAGUUGGGACCGGUACCGCAAGAGCAGGCGGGCGUGGGCCAUCUGGCCCGGCAUUGUGGUCGCCUGGGUGCUGGUGGCUAUGAGUAUGGAGCUGUUGGACUUUGCGCCCAUCUGGAGCAGUGUGGAUGCCCAUAGUCUGUGGCAUUUGGGGACCAUUGCACCGACCGUGUUGUGGUAUAACUUCCUUGUCAAGGACGCCUUGGACGAUAUCGCUGCUAGUGAACGACUCAAAGCAUGA
This is a messenger RNA of Canariomyces notabilis, 867 nucleotides long. RefSeq names its product Per1-like protein. Gene Ontology annotation, biological process: GPI anchor biosynthetic process. The record is from RefSeq and is a predicted model, not a curated record. Bases 1 to 867 code for a protein of 288 amino acids. Gene Ontology annotation, molecular function: hydrolase activity, acting on ester bonds. Gene Ontology annotation, cellular component: endoplasmic reticulum membrane. NCBI's taxonomy places the organism in Eukaryota, Fungi, Ascomycota, Sordariomycetes, Sordariales, Chaetomiaceae. The transcript has 3 exons.